This is a messenger RNA of Pseudophryne corroboree (corroboree frog), 656 nucleotides long. It is a transcript of the gene RPS10, whose product is annotated as ribosomal protein S10. Gene Ontology annotation, molecular function: RNA binding; structural constituent of ribosome. The transcript has 6 exons. The record is from RefSeq and is a predicted model, not a curated record. NCBI's taxonomy places the organism in Eukaryota, Metazoa, Chordata, Amphibia, Anura, Myobatrachidae. Bases 107 to 607 code for a protein of 166 amino acids. Gene Ontology annotation, cellular component: cytosolic small ribosomal subunit.
GCAUUGCUAGGGACGCCUCAUCUGGGGUCCUGAGAGCGUAGGGAAGUACGCCAGCUCUGCGCAUGCUCCUUCCUUUCCUGCUCAGGCCGCCGAGAGAGCCGCGAAGAUGUUGAUGCCCAAGAAAGAUCGCAUUGCUAUCUACGAGCUCCUUUUUAAGGAGGGAGUUAUGGUGGCCAAGAAAGACGUGCACAUGCCAAAGCAUCCAGAGCUGGCUGACAAGAACGUGCCCAACCUUCAUGUCAUGAAGGCAAUGCAGUCUUUGAAGUCUCGUGGCUAUGUGAAGGAGCAGUUUGCUUGGCGUCACUUUUACUGGUAUCUGACAAAUGAGGGCAUCCAGUAUUUGCGAGAUUUCCUGCAUCUGCCCCCAGAGAUUGUUCCUGCAACUCUUCGAAGGAGUCGUCCUGAGACAGGCAGACCACGACCUAAAGGUUUGGAGGGUGAGCGUCCUGCCCGCUUAUCCCGUGGAGAGACAGACAGAGAUACCUACAGACGCAGUGCUGCUCCACCUGGUGCAGACAAGAAAGCAGAGGCUGGUGCUGGAGCAGCAACAGAAUUUCAAUUCAGAGGAGGCUUUGGACGCGGUCGUGGACAGCAACCUCCCCAGUGAUGUGGGGUACCUUCCCUUUGUGAAUAAAACUUUUUGUUGCACCAUGGUA